Messenger RNA from Guillardia theta CCMP2712, 1939 nucleotides. RefSeq lists its product as hypothetical. Gene Ontology annotation, cellular component: cytosol. Gene Ontology annotation, molecular function: phosphoglucomutase activity; magnesium ion binding. The transcript has 28 exons. Gene Ontology annotation, biological process: carbohydrate metabolic process. The coding region runs from base 1 to 1818 and encodes 605 amino acids. The record is from RefSeq and is a predicted model, not a curated record. Lineage: Eukaryota; Cryptophyceae; Pyrenomonadales; Geminigeraceae.
AUGCUGCGCGGCUCGUCACUGCUGCUGCUCCUGGCGUCUGCCGCGGCGAAUUCCAUGCUCUAUCCCCAUGCCAGGCAAGAUGCUUUUACACAUGUGACCACCAAACCCACGACCCCUUACAGCGGUCAGAAGCCUGGAACCUCGGGACUUCGUAAGAAGACUCGUGACUUCAUGCAGAAGGAUUAUCUUGCCAACUUCGUACAGAGUGUCUUCAAUACUCUCGUUGACCAGAAGGUUCCUGUCGAGAAGGGAACCUUGGUCAUCUCCGGAGACGGGCGCUACUUCAACAAAGAGGCCAUCCAGAUCAUCGCCAAGAUCGCAGUUGCUGCUGGUGUGGACAGACUGUGGAUCGGACAGAAUGGCCUCCUUUCUACCCCAGCGGCCAUCGGCGCCUUUAUUCUCUCUGCAUCCCACAAUCCUGGUGGCAUCGAUGAGGAUUUCGGCAUCAAGUUCAACGGGAUGAAUGGAGCUCCUGCUCCUGAGCAAGUUACCAACAGCAUCUUCGAGAAGACCAAGCAGAUCUCUGAGCUGAAGAUGGCCGAUGACCUGCCCGAGAUCGACAUCAGCAAGAUUGGAAAGACGAAGUACGACUCUCCCGAUGGGAAGAAGCACCUCGAGGUGGAAGUGUUCGACAGCACCGAAGAUCACGUGAACCUCUUGAAGAAGUGCUUCGACUUCGACAAGAUCAAGCAGUUCGUCUCGAGGAAGGACUUCAGCAUGUGCUACGAUGCCCUCCAUGGCGUUCAGGGCCCCUAUGCCAAGAAAGUCUUCUGCGAUACCUUCGGCCUUCCCUCAUCCAUCCUCCUCAAUUGUGAGCCCAAGGAAGACUUCGGAGGACCCAACUCGCCUUCCCACGGACACGCUGACCCCAACUUGGCUAACGCAAGAGAGCUCUGCGACCGCAUGGGAGUUGGCAAGGAUGGAAUGCCGAUCGAGGGACACAAAGGAGACAUCCCCGCCUUUGGCGCUGCAGCGGACGGGGAUGCUGACCGCAACAUGAUCUUGGGAUCCAAGGUCUUCGUUAGCCCCUCAGAUUCUCUUGCAAUCAUCGCUGACAACAUCGAGUGCAUUCCUUUCUUCCAAAAAUCCGGCCUCAAGGCGGCAGCAAGGAGCAUGCCGACCAGCAGAGCUCUCGACCUUGUCUGUGAGUCCAAGAAGAUUCCCUGCUUCGAGACCCCCACCGGAUGGAAGUUCUUCGGCAACCUCAUGGACUGCGAGCAGUACCAGCCCUUCCUCUGCGGAGAGGAGAGCUUUGGAACUGGAUCCAACCACAUCCGCGAGAAGGACGGGAUGUGGGCCGUGCUUGCAUGGCUGCAGAUCCUUGCUUCCAAGAACCCUGACCAGGCACUGCGAAGCAAGCCCCUGGUCACCGUAGAGGACAUCGUGAGAGCUCACUGGAGCAAGUACGGCAGGAACUACUACGUGCGCUAUGACUACGAGGGGGUCGAGCUGGCCCAGGCAGAGAACAUGAUGAAGUACAUGUCGGACAUGGCUGGCAAGUGGCCGGCCGACGCCUUCAACGGCAUGGAGAUUGAGACUGCUGAUGUCUUCAAGUACAACGACCCUGUCGACAAGUCCGUCUCCGACAAUCAGGGCAUUCGAUUCAUCUUCAAGAAUGGCUCCCGCAUCGUCUUCCGCGUUAGCGGAACAGGAGUGGUCGGGGCGACUAUCCGCCUCUACCUCGAGAAGUACGAGGGUCCAUCAGGAAACUUGAACGCUCACCCACUUGAAACUGUGAAGCCGAUCGCCGAGCUGGCAUUGAAGCUCUCCAAGUUGGAGGAGUUCACCGGCAGGAAGGCUCCGUCAGUGAUGACAUGAAGUCCUUGAUGCCAUGACGCGCUGUAUGAGAUGAAGAGACGAGAAUUACUCGGCUUGACUUGUCAGAGUCCCUACCACUUUCUCCUUCACUCUUUCAUUCACGUAAAUCUCAAACAACACG